Striga asiatica is the source of this 2088-nucleotide messenger RNA. The record is from the annotation of a GenBank genome assembly. Lineage: Eukaryota; Viridiplantae; Streptophyta; Magnoliopsida; Lamiales; Orobanchaceae.
AUAGGAAAUACAUCACCAAAAACCAGAAAUUUCCGAAAAUCUGUGAAAAAACGAACCAAAAUAAAAUAAAUAACCAAACAAAUAAUUGGGUAAAUAGAGAGAGGUACUGGUCAAAUUCAAUCCUCUCCCUCCAUUCUUCUUGUUCCUCCUCUCCCAUUUUCUCUCUCUAGCAGACUCUCUCCCUAUAUCGGGAUCUCAUCCAAGGAGGCGCUGAUCCUCCUUCCGCCGCCGCCCCCAGACCAGAUCGCCGGCGUUUCCAAGAUGAUCACGAUCCCCUAUCUCACCGCCCUGACCACCUACUUCAGCUAUGGCCUCCUCUUUGCAUUCGGCCAGCUGCGCGACUUUUUCCGCAAGAUUGUAGACUGGUGGGCCCACAGCAACCUUCAGGGCUAUGCGCCGAUCUGUUUGGGGCUGGAGGAUUUCUACAUUCGGAGAUUGUAUCUGCGAAUUCAGGAUUGCUUUAAUAGACCAAUAGCAAGCCCGCCUGAUUCUUGGUUUGAUUUGGUGGAGCGCGUCUCCAAUGACAAUAACAAAACAUUAAAACGAACCACCAAGGUGAAAAGGUGCCUCAACUUAGGAUCAUAUAACUAUCUAGGGUUUGCAUCAGCAGAUGAGUAUUGCACUCCUCGUGUAAUUGAGUCCUUGAAGAAAUUUUCUCCAAGCACGUGCAGUACUCGGAUUGAUGGAGGAACAACUACAUUGCACACCGAGUUGGAGGAGUGCGUAGCAAACUUCAUAGGAAAGGAGGCUGCAGUAGUUUUUGGCAUGGGUUAUGCAACAAAUUCUGCCAUUCUUCCUGUAUUGACGGGGAAGGGAAGUUUAAUUAUCAGCGAUUCUCUCAACCAUAACUCCAUAGUUAAUGGCGCUCGAGGAUCUGGAGCCACUGUUAGAGUGUUUCAGCAUAAUACACCGUCCCAUUUGGAGAAGGUUCUGAAGGAUCAAAUUGCUGAGGGGCAGCCCAGAACGCACAGACCUUGGAAAAAGAUAUUGGUGGUGGUGGAGGGAAUCUAUAGUAUGGAAGGAGAACUUUGCAAGCUGCCCGAAAUUGUUUCGAUAUGCAAGAAAUACAAGGCAUACAUUUAUCUAGAUGAGGCCCAUAGCAUUGGAGCUCUUGGAAAAACUGGAAGAGGUGUCUGUGAGCUCUUAGGUGUUGAUACCGCAGAUGUGGAUAUUAUGAUGGGAACUUUCACUAAAUCAUUUGGGUCAUGCGGUGGCUAUAUUGCUGGAUCUAAGGAACUUAUUGAAUACUUAAAGUACAGUUGUCCUGCUCAUCUCUAUGCCACGUCAAUAUCCCCACCUGCUGCGCAGCAAAUUAUAUCUUCCAUUAAGGUUGUUCUUGGAGAAGACGGUUCUUGCAGAGGUGCUCAAAAGCUAGCUAAAAUCCGGGAAAACAGCAAUUUCUUCAGGUCCGAGUUGCAGAAGAUGGGUUUUGAAGUUCUGGGCGACAAUGAUUCCCCUGUCAUGCCGGUUAUGCUCUAUAAUCCGGCAAAAAUCCCUGCUUUUUCACGUGAAUGCCUGAAGAGAAAUUUGGCUGUGGUGACUGUUGCUUUUCCUGCCACCCCUUUGCUGUUGGCACGUGCCCGUAUUUGCAUCUCGGCUGCUCAUUCGAGGGAAGACCUUCUUCGAGCUUUAGAGAUUAUUAGUGAGGUUGGAGACAUGGUAGGCAUAAAGUACUUUCCUGCCGAGCCAAACAAGCAGCAGCUAGAGGCAGACAGAGUCAAGCUGGAAUAGAGAUGAGUUCUUGGUUUUAUUGAAGUUGUCGAGUUUCCUAAAGUAGGUUAAGAAUUAGCAUGUUCGUAAUAUUUUUCAUCUCAGUGGUGACCUGAAAUUUUGCUUUUGUACAUAAGCUUGUAAGUUGUUUCUCUUGCAGAGUGAUAAGUUGGUAAAGUUGUGUUCGUUUCUUGUUUGAAUGUUGGUUUUUUGUUAAUUUCACACCAAUGGGAACAUAUUUAUUGCAGUCUGUGAAUUACUUUGUGUGCAACUGUAAAAAAUGAAGCUCUGGGGACUUGUUUUGCAACACCUGUGAAAGAGUCAUAUUAGGACGUGAAAUGACUUCGUAAUCAAAUAUGUAAACACUCAACCACAAAG